CACACAUACAGUAGCCUACACACUGAAGGCAGCCUCUUCACCCAUUCUCUUUGAGUGAUUGGGUUAGGGCUUCAUUCAGCAUCCGUUAUUAUUCAGUCUUUCUGGAGCCCACCCACCUCCUCCUCUACCUCCUCCUCUUCUCCAUCUCUUUCCACUCCACUUGACAGCAGCAGCACAGAGCCGCUGCACCGCUGCGCUGCACUGAUGCAAAGUUCACGUCCAAGCGGAAACAUACGGUGCAGACCGCAAACCGAGGAGGAUGACAGAGAAAAGACGUGGUGAAGUCGUGUCAUUGUGAAGGGACUGCGCUCUAACUUUAUUUAAAGCUGGCCUAAAGUGAACUGAAUGAAAACACAGAAGCCCCCCCACCUGGAAACCACCGGGGAACUAAGUGGAUUGAAGAAGGCAGAGAGCGAGUGAGGGAGUCAGAGAGGGAGGGGAGACAGAAGGGAUUAGCAGCUAAUCCAGCGCAUGGACAAUCCUGGAUGAGCCGUAUUUUUUCUUCCAGGAUGAUGCAAACAAAACAGUCGCUGGAUUACGGCACUUUACUUUAUUGCCCCUUUUGAGAAAGCCUCUUUUUUGCCUCAGCUCUGAUUGUGCUGCUCAAAGGUCUGACAUCUUGGGUGCAGAGGGGCCAGGAGGACAGAGGACAAAGCAGCGGGGCGACAGGAUGUCCCAUGGACAGCGUGGUGCUACACAUGGAUAAACCUCUUUAGUGGGAGACGGUGCAUGGCAGUGGACCCCCCCGCCAGUCUCUCUGCUUUGACUUUGACGAAGACAACUGCAUGAGACGCACAAGGUCUUCUGAAAAGUUGAGCUCUACUGAAGAUGGAAAAAGGAGUCGCUGCCUUGGACCCUGAACUGGGAUUUAAACUUGACUGACAUGUAAUCAGAGCUCACACGCUGUCAUUCACAUUAAAGGGAAAUUAUACAACUUUUCUGCCGCCAUGAGUCUGGGAAAACUGCCAGGGAUUAAGGGCCUUGUAUCGGGCUCUCAAGGGAAACGUCGUUUCAAGAGUGAACUCUCUGUGGACAUGAUCAGCCCGCCGCUGGGUGACUUCAGACAUACUAUGCAUGUGGGCCGUGGCGGAGACGUGUUUGGUGAUACUUCCUUCCUUAGCAACUAUGGGGGCAUCAGGGAGCCAGGAAGUCCGGACUCGUCAAACAGCUCCAAGACAACCGGGUUCUUCACCCGCACCUUUCGGCAUGUGCGGAAGAACUCUGGGCCUCGACCGCGAGGGGGCUCCCGUGACCUGUCAUCCCCGCCACCUGACAUUUCACCCAUCAUCAAGAACGCUAUCUCCCUUCCCCAGCUGAACAUAGACUCCCCCAAUGGGUGCCUACAGAGGGUGCUGUUCUCCAGCUCCAUCAGCACGACAGAUGACUCCCUCUGCUCAUAUGGUCUGCAGUCUGGAUUUGUCACUCUGCCCCGCUUCUCUCGCCUUGACAGACAGUUUCAAGAUGGAGACGUCCGGAAAGGGUCUUUAACCGACAGUGGAGGCAUCACACUGACACGCUCAGACUCCCUCACCUCGUUCACUGUAGACCUCGGCCCUUCCCUUAUGACUGAGGUACUGAGCUUGAUUGACAACCCCAGCUGCCUUCAGAUGUCCAUUGACAGCCAGGCAGCAGAUGAGGAAGAGGAAGAAGAGGACGACGGCUCUCUGGCAGAGACGCCUGUGCAGAGCCCUUUGAUGACUUCUCCCAACCCUUCCAUGGGAAGCGGGUCAUUCAGCAGUAACAUGAACAACAGGGGGCACUCUUGUAGCUCUAACUGGACAGAGCAAGAGGAGGAGAGGAGGUCACAGAGGACACCAGACGCAUGUGCUGGGUCUCCUCAGAGAGCGGAGCCUGCCAUGGAGGCAGAGAGGUUUCAGAGGGCGGCUGACGUGCUGUCUCGUCAUUAUGGUGGAGGAUCCUUCACAAGGGGAUCUAGGACGAGCAUCAACACCACCUCUCCUGCUUUUUCCCAGAGCCGCAAAACACCAUAUGCCUUUUCUGAAGAGGAGGAAGAGAUCAAAGUCUAGAUGUUGAAACUUGGAAAACGAGUAAGGACUGCAUCGAUGAAAUAAAACAAAUAAACAAAAACUUCAUGUGCUUCACCUGAGUUCUGGAUUCAUUUCUGGUCACAGAGGCUGAACUUGUCCAUAGAAAUAUCCUGGAUGGAUGUUUGAUGAUGAUCUUGACUCUGGACCUUCCCCUUUCUGUGCACUACUAUCUAAACUAAUCUAAACAUAUAAGUCACUGAAUGACUCUGACAUCACAAAAUGGAUUCCUGUCAGGACAAACUCUUGAUAAUGUAAUAAUGACUUUUAGUUUUAUUAGUAACAAAGAUUAAAACCUGCAUUAACUAUACUUGUGACUGGAGACUACAGUGGAGCCCCAUACAUUUUGAAUGGACUUUUUCUAUUUUUUAUUCACAGUAUACAUAAUCACUUACUCCAUAAUCAUGAUGUUCAAUGUCUUUACAUAAAUAAGGUUGUUCAGGGUCAAAGGUCUGAGGCGUCAAGCUGAAUCUGAGGAACAGAGUUUUAUAACAACUGUGAUAAAACCUCUGUAUAUUGUGAAUAAAUUAACUGUUAUCAGGAAUAAUGGUGUUAAAACUCAGUUAGUUGUACAAUUACAGCUGAUAUUCCCCCCAGUGUCUAUGAGAUGACUGCACCUGUAACAUCUA
Molecule: messenger RNA, 2674 nt
Organism: Epinephelus fuscoguttatus (brown-marbled grouper)
Lineage: Eukaryota; Metazoa; Chordata; Actinopteri; Perciformes; Serranidae
Gene: cdc42ep1b
Product: CDC42 effector protein (Rho GTPase binding) 1b
Exons: 4
Coding region: 948-2027 (359 amino acids)
Source: RefSeq, a predicted model, not a curated record